Messenger RNA from Seminavis robusta, 795 nucleotides. Lineage: Eukaryota; Bacillariophyta; Bacillariophyceae; Naviculales; Naviculaceae. The record is from the annotation of a GenBank genome assembly.
AUGGACAUCCAUGUGGAAGAGCAUUGCAUAAGAAAGAAAGGGGAAGCUACACAACAACAUCAGUCAUCUCUGGGGGAACGAAUCCAAAGUGGGGAAAGCCUAAUAACGCUGACAAGUCUCCUUUCAAAAGACGAAACCGAGUACCUGAGUCGCUUGGCGUCGGCCGCAGCCACCACCCAAAGAACAAACAAGUCGAACAAUUGCACCCUGGACCACACAUUGCAGGUAUGUGUGGUUCGAAUGCCGACCUUGGCAGCGGCGAGUCGAGAAAACAGCCGGGGAAGAGCUCCAGUGGCUGGUCUCCCUGAGACACUAUCCCUUUUCCUAGAAGAAAUCCUGGAAAGAGCCCUCAUCUUUAUCGAUCAAGAGAUCUGUCCUUCCUUGAAGGAGACUCUUUUUGGCAAACAGAAGGAUGGUGGUGUGACGUCAAUCGCUCAAUUAUUCCUCAACAACCAGCUCGAAUAUUCCAGGCGCGAACCUGCUGUGAAUGUCUAUUCAGCCCCCAAUGGGAAAUUUAGCAUGCACAAGGAUUGCCAUGCCCUGACUCUAUUGGUGCCCUUGUCGGAUCCCAUUCUUGAUUUUACAGGGGGCGGAACAGCUUUUUGGAGUCAGUCUUCUCCUACCGAAGGACAGCACGAUCCUUCCUUGGUUAUGAUCCCUCCAGCGGGCACUGCCUUGCUGUUUGGAGGAUGUGUUAGCCACAAGGGGUUGGCAAUUGAAACGGGGACCCGUGUGGUAUUUGUAGUCAGUUUCUCGCGCCUUGGAUCGAAGGACAACAGCUACCAAAUAUCAUAG